CUUGUAGCAGCAGUGACUUUCAAACCCGGCGGGCUGCGGGGCGCCACCUGCCACCUGUGGGGACCCGCCCAAACACUCACCUGUGGAGCACCAGUAAACAACGCCCAGUGACUCACCUGGACCUUCAUCACCACUCUCAGCAUGUCGCAACAGCAAUUGGAUUCGCACUAUUUGGGUGAACCUGCGCAAAUCAGAUUGAUGCCUCGCUCAAUAGCUGGCAGUGUGUCAGCACUCUCAACCACUUCAAGAGUGUCAAGAAUAUCUCAAGCCACUACUAUCCGGUCAGUGGCUUCCCUAACUGGCACACUUCAUACCAAGACUGGCUUAUCCAUCCCCAUUCUUCCGAAUGCUUUUGUCACCAACAUACAACGUGGAUCUUUGAUUGCAGCCACAUAUUCCAUUAUUCAGGGACUUUUUGCCAUGGUGACUGGUUUGUUUGACAUUUACGCUCUGUCCCUUGCUUCUCCUGGUUCCAGUCACUAUGGAUUUUACUUGUUCUCUUAUGACUUUGUGUAUGCAGGCAAUCUCAAUGUACGAAACUCAUUGAUGCUGUUUGGAGGAAUAACAGCUGCAGGGGGACUGGGCCUUAUUGUGUGCAGUGUGCUGCUACUUCAGGGCCUUAGGAAGGAAAUGGAAAUGCGUUUGGAACCGUGGAUCUGGUGUAUGGCCAUCUUCACUAUCUGGCGAUCUCUUGUCAUCAUCUAUGCAUCCAUUGUCAAUGACAUGGUCUUUGCUUACCACAUCAUCAUGUGUUUGUUUUGGAUCCUCUUUAUCCUUGGCAAUGUGUAUGCUUGGCUGGUUGUCCACUCCUUCUACCAUGAACUGUGUGAAGUCACCAGGCUGGAGGAUGUUGCCAGAGUCAAGAUGGAGACUAUGAGCACCAUGGGGGGGUACAGUUGUCCAACCACUCCUGGAGCACAAUCCACUUAUUCCACACAGAUGGAUUAUAAAGUCUAGAAAUGUUCUGUCCACUUGUAAGGAUGGAGUUAAUGAGUUCACUUACUGCUUCCCGACCCACAACCCCUGGUAACAAGUCUGAUAUCACAACCAAAAUGAUUGCCUAAGUAUGAGAGGAGCAUAAAAGUUAAUCUUUGUAAAGUUCAGAGGAUCUAUUUUUACGCUUUUGAAAAUAUUUUUUAACUAUGAGGCAGUUCAAGAUAACAUAAAGCCUUCCAUAGUUCUGCUCCUAUGAACGGAAGACAGUUGAAGCCAAAAACGAGGAUCAUUUUCAGUUGGAGAAGUAUUUUGAUGUUCCCCUCUUAAAAGUAUUCAAGUCAUACAAUGUAGCAAAGGAAGGCUGUUCCAGAGUUUACUAGUGAGGAGGAUGAAAGAAAAACUGAAUACUGCUUUAGGAAUUGGUACGGUACAAGGAUGACCCAGAGUAAAAAAUCAUGUGCAGCAAGGCUGAAAGAAUAUUGGAAGCGUGCAGUUAAGAAGUUGAAAAGGGCAAUUAGCAUGAAAACAUCAAUGGAAGAAUGGAAAGGAAGCAACACUGGGGCAGAAAUUUAGAGGUAGGAGACAAUCAUUAAGAGGAGAGGGAUCUAAUGAGACAGAAACCCAUUGACAUUACUCUGUUCCCAAAGAGCUGUGUGUGUGUGGAAUCCCCCCACACAUGGGAUACAUACUCCAUAGUGGGACAAACAGGGCCUUUAUAUAUAAUUAGCAUCUGGAAUAGGGAAACAAACUGGUGGAAAUGAUUCAGAAUGCCUAACCUCAAAUAAUACUGUUGUAGCAAGAUAUGAGAUAAGAAGUGUUGAAGGGAAUAGCUGUGUUGUUGAAGAAUAAGUGAUAGAUGUUUGGAAGGUUGUAUUGAGUUGUAAUGUGGAGAAACUGAUUCUUUUAGACAUUGGAGGACACCAAGUUCCCUCUGCCCCUUUAACCCUUUCGUUGCUAAACGCUCGCUGCAAGCACUAGCGUAACUUGCCGGUGGUGCUAAAUGCUCGCUGCGAGCUCCGGUCGCACUCAUUUCCCGUGUAUGAGAGUAUUCCAACACUAUUUCUCACCCCACAGCAUUGCCAAUUCAGUGGGUUUUCCACAAAAUUUGGUGGAAAAUCAUAUCAGCCUAGCACGGAAAAUCUAUGGACGAGCAACUGGUGGAUGUUGUUGACCAAUAUAGCAGCAUUUUUGCAUAGCUUCACCUAUCACAUAACUUGUAUUUUGACCAAAUAGUUGUAAAUUUUGCAGUUGGCACUACUGCCCUGCCAGCACCCCAUCAUCAAGAGAUCUACUCUGUAGUUGCCUUACGGCUGACUGUCGCGCAUGCACAAAUGUAUGUCUUCACAGGCAACACCCCCUGAACGUGCCUGUACAUUCGCAGGAGAGGCUUACAUUACCGAAUCUUAUAGAUCUUGGCCUACUCUUUCCAAUGGUGUUUUUGUUUUUUUAGCUGUGAUGAAUAGUUUUUGAGAUACAGAGGUUAAAAGAGCGAGCACUAGCGUCACUUGCUGGUGGUGCUAAAAGCUUGCAGCGAGUGCCAGUCGCACUCACAGCAAAUAAAAACCCUGAAUGUGCCUGUACUUUCACAGGAGAGGCUUACAUAACUGAAUCUUAUAGAUCUUGGCCUCCUCUUUCCAAUGGUGUUUUUGUUUUGUAGCUGUGAUGAAUAGUUUUUGAGAUACAGCAGUUAAAAGAGAUCCCCUUCCCCCCGCUGGGGUGCCCGAGCGCGCCUGGGGAGAUAGUCUCGUUAUGAGUGCUUAGCAAGGAAAGGGUUAAACAAGGCAUUCUGUGACUUCCAACCGUGAGUUGUAUAAUUCACACUUAGCAGGUAUACAACCCAAUGGCCAGCUGUUGCCUUCCAUGUUUACAUAGUGUAAACGCAAUCCAUUUCUCAUGAACCCCACCAGGCAAAGUGUUUUUCUUUGUGUGGUUAUAACUCAUGGUGGUGAAGACAUCUUUGGUCGACUGUAUGAGUGCUUAGCUACAUCCAGCCAUAGCUUGAGAUGAUUAGAGGAGGAUGCAGUCUUCAUCAAGAUUAUAGUGGCCACCAAAUGUAGAGUCAGAGAUGCUUACUGAGGAUCCCCUGUCUUGCACCAAAACUAGCCUUAUGUGAAGUGUUUAUAGUAUCAAUUCCAUUUUAUGAUAAGCAGUCAGUUUUGAAAAAUUAUGAGUUUUGAUACCAGGACUUGAAACAAUAGGUGUAAAGCAACUGUCAUUUUCUCUAGUUAUACUUAUGUAUCUCUUGUACGUAUCCCUUGCAGUAUUACGUAGUGGCAGCUGGUAAGCAAUUAUUUGAAUCUCAUGUAUGCAGGACUGGUUUGAAAGCUCAUUUAAAAUUCAGAGAUGGAUGAUGAUAGUCCAGCAUAAUCUGUCACCAUACAAUGGUGACAAAACUGCUCUUUACUUGAAGAAGUCUUAAUUCAUCUACUCAGUCAUUACAUCUUAAUUCUGCCAUUCUUGCAUUUCAUAUCAUCCCUGUUUUCCAAUAUUGUUACUAGGGUUUUUUUUUUUUUUUUUUUUUUUUUUUUUUUUUUUGGUGCAAUUUUAACACUGAAUAAUUGAGUACAUAUUGUUAGCCUCAGCUGCUGGAGGAAGUAGCAGUGGUGGUGGUAAACUACCAGAGAAUAUUGAUAGUACCAAGAAAAGAGCAAAACAAAAAUAUAGAGUUAAGAAGGAAAACAAUAAUGUAGUGAAAAAUCAGGUCAUGUGCUGGCUUGGAACCAGUAGUAUUUUUCUAUUAAUUAUUCACCACAUUUUGUGAAUAUUGUUUCACACCAAUUAUAUUCAAAAUAUAAGAGCACUGUAUAUUGUUUUCUAUAUGACAUUCAUUUUGAUAAAUGGGAAUGAUUAAUAUUCUGGCUGCAAGCCAAAAUAUUGUUCAUGUUCGAGUAUUACAUCUUCCAAAUUAAUGUCUUUUAGUUUAUACAAUAUAUAUUUCAGGUUCAGUUUUGGAUAUUAUGAUAAGUAACCGAUACCUUAUGUAAGCCAUUCAGAAUUUUAACCUAUCUGGAAAUCUCAUAUAAUUAAGAAAGUAUGGUUUGUGUAUUAUGUGGUACAUAAUUUUUUUUUUCAAACAUUUUGUAAAUAUGUAUGAAACACACACACAUACACAUGCACACUGUAAUGCUGUGGUUAGCAUGCUCGCCACAACCAAGAGGUCUCAGGUUUGAUUCCUGGGCACAGUAGAGACACAGUAGAGUGGGCUGUCUCUUUUAAUCCAUUCCCCCUGUCCACCCAGCAGUGAAUGGGUACUGGAUAUCAGUCCAGGAUUGUGUUCUGCCUCCCGGAUGUGUGAGGGUCUGAGGUUCCAGCCAUUCCCAAAGCUCCGUCACCAGAGCUCCAAAGCUCAUUCGUGGAGAGUGCUUGCUUGGGAUCACAGGUUCAGAGCAUGAUCAGACCUUGGUAAAUUACACACACAAACUAAGAUUUAAAGACAAGACCCCAUGAGUGUAGCUCACUUCCUGUAUAUUACAACUAGGUAAAUACACACACUUUACUAAUCCAUACAUUUGAGUAAGGCGUGACCCCUCUUUCUUUCUCAUUUGAAUAUUUUAAUUUUUAGUUGGGGGCAAGGAUCUGUAAUAUGUUAGUUUAAAUUAGUCACUUCUUUGUCAUCAGUCACACAAGGCCCUGCGCAUUAGAAGAGCCGCUUGCGCCACAAUGGCCAAGACCAUGAUAUUGAGCAUAGCACUUUAUUAAAGUCUUAGCUUUUGCCUGGGAAUGGAUGAGUGUCCCUUCAAGCACUGUAGGUAGGGUUGAAUAUCCAUUACAGGAGAAAAGUCCAGGUGGCCAUCAGUGCAGGUGUAGCAUGUUGCUGAUAGGAAUAUUUUGUGUUAAAAGAGCUACCCAUCCAUGAGUGGUGAGUCGCCUUUAUACUGCUGAAAUCGUUGUUGGACUGGGGGCAUUAGCCAAUCAGAGCGCUCUGCUACAGUCAAGUGAUCGCUCUUAGCCAGUGAGAGGCCAGUGACGGUUAGCCAUGUUAAUCCCUUUUGUUUUGGCACUCCUGGUGGAUAGACAAAGGAUGCUCUCAAGUAGUGGCUAGAAGUGGGCUGGAAUGAUUGCAGUUGCAUGAGUGGCCCUUAUGCCAUUGCACACUUUCCCUACCAUUUUUUCACUUUAUAUUAUUGUUAAUAUUGUUUAUUUCAUGUUUUUGGUUCUGCUCAUCGUGAAACAUCAUUGUCACAUGCAGUAUGAACUGAAAGCGCACUCAAAAUUAGAUGUAACUCCCCAUAUCAUAACACAGGUUGCAAAAAAAGCACAGCAUUUCUUUACUGAUAUUGAUAUCAAAGAUUGAUUAACACUAUCAUGAUCCUAAAUGUCUAGCAGUCUUUUUGACAAGUGUCUUGCCAUAACAAAGCAUAACAUUAAUGGUUGUUGAAAGUUUGCCGAACUUUUAGCUCGUUUCCUUGCAUUUUUUAUUUUGGGGCAAGCGGCCCCUCUAAUGCGCCGGGCCUCAUUCAUGAAAUUAGUGAAUUCAAUUACCUGAGAAGUUUUGGUUUUCAUUAUCUUCAAAUUAUGGAUCUUUUUAGUGUAAUACAUGGUAAUUUUCUUUAUUAUUUAGAGUCAUAAGAGGUCUUAAUAUACAUGAUAUAUAUGCAUUAUAUCUUGUAAUUCCUUUUUUUUAUGCUAUCAGUCAUCAGUGAUCCACAUUUUAGCCUCUUUUCUAAUAAGCUUACAAAUGAUAACAAAUGUGUCUGAAAUUUUUCCGUCCAUAUUCAUAUUUUGUGAUAUGUAUAUAUUAAGGUUGUGUUUUAUGUCAUCAAACGUGGUGACCGUACAAUUUGGAUUGAAACUAUCCGUCCAUCAAAUUAUAGGUACUUAUCUACUUAUGUAUAUUUUAAUAAAGCUAAACAGUUA
Eriocheir sinensis (Chinese mitten crab) is the source of this 5793-nucleotide messenger RNA. RefSeq lists its product as uncharacterized. The record is from RefSeq and is a predicted model, not a curated record. NCBI's taxonomy places the organism in Eukaryota, Metazoa, Arthropoda, Malacostraca, Decapoda, Varunidae. The transcript is spliced from 8 exons. The coding region runs from base 142 to 957 and encodes 271 amino acids.